Molecule: messenger RNA, 1846 nt
Organism: Seminavis robusta
Lineage: Eukaryota; Bacillariophyta; Bacillariophyceae; Naviculales; Naviculaceae
Source: the annotation of a GenBank genome assembly
ACUUGGCUGGAGUCAGCUGAUUGUGAUCUUCGCGGAACCACCACAAUGUCAUCAACUCCAUGACAAGCCUCUGGAAAGAAUAGGACUGAAGGCGUCAAAGAAGAGGAGGCAUACCUGGUAUAUUCACACCUCUGUCAUCAUAAUUGAACAGGAAGAUGGAGAUGAUGUUGAGUGGUAGCAGUAGUGGUGCCAUGGCCACGGAAGAAUUGGUCGAUCAAAAACCAGCUGCAGCAUUGAUUGCAGUUCCUUCCUCCAUGGUGAACAUGUUCCUUCAGCUUCCUCGAGAGAUAUUGUGCCACAUUUAUACCUUCAUGGACGUGCCCAUGUUGGGUAGCAUGGCUCAGACUCACACUGGGAUCCUGCGAGAAUUGGCCACUGCGGAUGAAACUUGGAGUGAUUUGGUCCACCGACGCUUCCAGAUUGCCACCACCAAGAGACCCAAGGCAUUUGGAGGCAAAGAUUGGAAAGAUGCAUAUUGUAGCAUGAACCUUUGCAACCGAAUGCCCAAGUCACGCUGGACCAAUCGCAAAGCCAUUUUUGCCAAGGGCAAUGGUAGAAUGAUCCAUGCUACCGGAAGCGGUACUACUACAGGUACUACAUCCAGUCUAUCUCUUUGGGUCACCUUGAAUCAUACUGAAAAUUGCCGCACCCGCAUCUUACGGACCAACGCAAGCAGCAGCAAUCGACAACGUCAUGUCGAUCUAUGGGUCUGUCUCCAAAAUGUGCAAUCCAAUGGACCUCCCAUUCAAGUUCAUAUCAUGCAAUCGGAGCUGCAUUUUUUGGGUGGGUUGGGGAAUGUCUAUACAGAACGUUGCAUUCAAGAACAACUCUCCUGUGGCUAUCGCUGGCUGGUGCCACGCCUGUUGCAUCACCGACACCAUCAUCACAGUCCUGCUCUUGAUCGUAAUGUUAAAGGAGUGGCAAGAGCUCCGACCACUGCAAGAGUGUUUGACCUUAGCAACGAUCUGUCCUCCAACGGUAAAGGUGUCAUUGUUUUGCAACCAUUGGAGUUUUGUAUUGUUUCGCUUCCUUUUGCCUGUGGACAAGAUGCCUUUGAGACGGAUGCGUUGGCACGCACAGUGUCUCUCCGUGUUCCCUUUGACUCACGGCCACAGAUUGGUUCGACGCCAUUAUCCUCGGAGCCUGGAGAAGCCCAAGCUUGGUUCGUCCCUGAAAGUGAUGUGUGGGACCAAUAUUGCCAACUUCCAGGAGGGUGUCUCACUCUCUCGGACAAGGAACGGAGAAUGCAUCUCUAGCUAGCUAGACUAGUUGCCACUAGCUAGAGAUACAGAUUAUGUGAAAAGUGUUCAUACGGUAGCCAUUUUACUUGUCAAAAGUGGAAGUACAGUACUGAGUGUGUUCUUCGUGACAACUGGACUAACUGUCCAUCACAAAGCGAGAGAAUGAUGGCAGUUGGUAGUCUACCAGUAUCGUAGGAAGGGAAACAAAACCAGCAGGGUACGAUGGAGUAGUUGAGUGCAACGUGGGAACUAGACUACCGGUACUUGCUAAACGAUCGUGAGGCUCCAGCAAGGAGACAAUAUCGCAGCUAUCUAGACGGUUUGGACCACCUUGGCAUCAAAUAAUAUGGUUGCUAGCUAGCUGUCCCGGUACUGGUAGGAGUAGAUGCUACAGCGUGAUGGAAUGAAGCAAUAACAACCAAGUGGCUGGUACCAGUACCUGGUACCGGAGCUGAGACGACCAUGGAGGUGCGGCUCCACAACUUUUUGAAAUACGAUGUACUACGAGGCAAACGUACAGUGUUUAUUCCAUGAUACAUGUACCAGGUACCUAGCCAGAUGAUAGAUGCCCGUACGAACUAACUAACUAAAGAAGCGUGUAAAGU